Messenger RNA from Miniopterus natalensis, 921 nucleotides. The record is from RefSeq and is a predicted model, not a curated record. NCBI's taxonomy places the organism in Eukaryota, Metazoa, Chordata, Mammalia, Chiroptera, Miniopteridae.
AUGACAACCACGAUUUCCGGUCUGUGCUUCCUCACAGCCAACCUCAGCUCGCCCUCGGAGAAAUUAGUAUCGCUCUGGCCACUCGCUCUCCUCGGAGGACUGCGGGGAGGAGGAGGACGAUAUCCUAGAGCCCGGCACUCCGCUGCUUGGGGCCCCAGUUCGGCCCCUCCGGCGGCCCGAGUCUGUGCCGCCUGGGUGCCCGCGCUCUGCGCGACCCCCGACUGCGCCAACGCCCCCCAGUCCCGGACGUCGCGGUGGCGCUUCCGCGAGCGCCCGGCGGGGCAGCUGCGGUGGGACCGCUGGGUGCGGGGCCGCCGCGCCGACUGGUAACUGGAACCGGGCAGUGGCCGCUGGGCGAUCUGCUCUGACCUCUUCGCUCCCGCCGGUUUUGACGUCUCUUCCGUGAUUUAGAAGAACCUGCGAUUCUCCCGGCGUCUGAGGCUCCUGGCGGGCGCCGUGCCCACCCAGCACCACGUCCUCCCACCACCUACGCGGUGACAAGAGGGGGACCAAGCGGGCGACCCAGAAAAGGGAGGAGAGCCCCAGGCAGUCAGGGUUCCGAGGCCGCCUGGAUUCAGCCUCCGGGGCACUCCUCCCCCUCCAGGCCAGGAAGAGGGCUGCAGCUUCACAGUGCGUGCUGCUGACCUGUCUAAUGUACCUACUCACUGCAAAGGCCCAGCUCAGAGGCGCACACACAUUUCCCUGAAGAGGCCCCGUUCUCUUUCGGGUAUUCAGGCCGAAGUGAAAGUGUUUGGGAAACUUCUGUGCAAUGCAGCUACUCAGACUGAUGGAUUAUGGUCUAGAAUGUCCUCUGCUUCGGCAUUUCCUCUAGUGAGGCAAACAGAUUCAGACCGGGACGUCGAGAGUGAGCAGAAUGAACUCGUUUAUAUAGCCGUGCAAGUGAAAGAAGAGCCCUGUUAG